Messenger RNA from Podospora anserina S mat+, 510 nucleotides. RefSeq lists its product as uncharacterized. The transcript has a single exon. The coding region runs from base 1 to 510 and encodes 169 amino acids. The record is from RefSeq and is a predicted model, not a curated record. Lineage: Eukaryota; Fungi; Ascomycota; Sordariomycetes; Sordariales; Podosporaceae.
AUGACGACCCCUACCCUCUCCCGCGACGACCUCAUAUCCCUCCACGGUUUCACUCCCCUCCCCGUGGACCAGGACGCCAUCUUCCAGGGAAAACCAUUCCUCCACCAACCCACCCCGGUCCCUCUCUCGUCCAUCCCCUAUCCAAGCUCUACCGACCCCUUGGUCGCCAAGGUGCAGGAGUACGCGAAGGAAAAGCUCCCAAUCCAAACCUACAACCACUCCAUGCGGGUUUUCUACUGGUGUACGCCCCUUCACCCCUUUCCCCUCCACCACACCCCUGACCUGUCUCCUCCACGACAUCGGCACCACCCCCUCCAACCAAUCCUCCACCCUCCUCUCAUUCGAGUUCCAAGGCGGGGUGAUAGCCCUCGACCUCCUAAAAGAACUCAACGGCAACAAGUCGCAAGCAGAAGCCGUAGCAGAAGCCAUAAUCCGACACCAAGACCUCGGCACAGUAGGCACCAUCACAGUCUUGGGACAAAUCCUCCAACUAGCCACAGUUUACGAUAA